CCCCCUUUUCGUGGCGCCUCCUGUUUAUCGUCCAGCUAAAAGAUGGCGUUAGCUGCUAGCUAAAACGAUUAUUCUUCGUUUGAUUUAACUAAUUAUGUCGGUGGGAAUAAUUAGUCAUUGCAAAUACUUUAUAACUCUUGAGAUGGGACUUAAAAACAUAGAUUAUAGCACUUGUGUUCGCACCAUAACGCACCGUGAUUGUUUGUUGGGCCUUCUCGCAUACAGAGGCCUGUUUUUUUAGGGAGUGGACGAGAGGUUUACAAACUUCAACUCCCAGCAGCAUUGCUGAGAAGUGGGGUCAAAGGUCCCCCUGUCAUCAUCCAUGUCAUCACUUUAUGUCUGAAGUGACUUGUUAGUGAGGAUAAGCAGAAGAGCAGGUGGGUUGGAGACAAUUAGUGGCAUCAUGGCGUCAAAGCCAGUGCCAGGGAUCCAGAAACAUGGGACAUGGGCAGGCAACCCCAGAGAAGUGUCCUCAGCCUCCCCAGAGACCUCUCUGACCUGGUGCCUGUCACAGCUCUCUAAACCUGGGAGAGCAGCAGCCGAGGACCACAAGCCAGGCACUGCAGGGCUGGACACCAGUGGACACAGACAGCUGGACAAGAGGGUCAAAGCUGGGCAGUGGCGAGCACUGGUGGCCAUCCGCACACAGCACAUUAAAGGAGGAAGCAGUGGGAUAGCUCGAUUCCGAGGCCAGGGUGGAUUGCGCACUCUCCUGGACCUGCUAAAGCACCCUGAGUGUUCCAGGAAGACUCUGGACCUGGUUCUCAGCAUCCUGGCUAACUGCUGCACUGAGAGACAGACACGAGUUGAGGUUAGGAAGCUUGAUGGAAUAUCUAUUGUGGUGGGUAUUUUGAAGAAGAAUGUAGCCAUGGAGACGAUCCAGAACAGAGCUGCCCGGGCUUUGGGGAACUUGGCCAUGGACCCAGAGAGUUCCACACUUAUCCACUCUGCCGGUGGUGUUCCACUCCUGCUCGUCUGCGUCUCUCUCGCAUCCGCCCCAUCCCCUCCCUCUGAUGACCCACUGGAAGCCCCUUCCUCUAAACUAGAGUGUGCUCAAUCGGCUGCCCGUGCCCUCCUCUACCUUGCAGACACCCCCUCAAACCGCCUUUUACUGCUCACUCAGGGUACUCUGACUGCUCUCGCUCCGCUCAUUGCUCCAGAGUACCCUCUGGGGCUGAGGAGAGCAGCACUCCGGACCCUCCAUGAGCUCACCAGGAGCUGUGGUGUAGAGUGUGCUAGAGAGGUGUCCCGAUCUGGGGUUCUAGCUCAGCUAGGUGUCAUGACUUCGGGAGAGGCCGCUAAACCUUUGGAGGAGCUUGCGUUGAAAACCCUGGCCAACAUGUGCACUCAAGGCUGCUUACGUCCUCUGGUGGGUUCCCUGGGGGUAAUCCAGAAGUUUACGGAGGAGGUCAAGAAGGACGGCCUGAAGUCUGGAGUGUUCCUCAAGGCUCUCUGCUUAUGCUGCAAAGAGGCAGUGAACCGGGCCAAAGUGAAGGAGAGCGGCGGUCUGGAGGUGUUGAUUGGCUUCCUUGGUUUCCAUCGGAGCCACCCCCUUGACCGAUUGGUCAUUCUGGCUUGUGUUGACUUUGUCUAUGACGAAGCUGCCCUGGAACAGUUACAAGAAUUGGGAAUAGUCCCCUUGCUAGUUGCUCGGUUAGUGGAGCUGGCUAAAGGUGAGGAGCCAUCUGCUGGGAAGAUGGAUGUGAGCCUCACCUCUACCAUGUUUGCUUCAGAGCUGCUGUCUACGUCAUGUUUCGACUCAUUUGACUUCCCUCCCCCAGAGGGGAACAGGAAAGAGGAGAUGGGGAAGGAGCAUGUCCUUGGGUCAUCCAGCUUUCUUAGCCUGAGGUCCUGGUUAGUGUCUGAGGGGUUGAUCUCCUCUGAGGGGGAUCUUCUUGACUCUCCUGGAGGCACGGAGGGAGAUUGGGGGAGUCUUCAUAUCCCCUCUUCUUCUCCCCAAACCUCUUCCACUGACUGUCAUUCCCCUUUAAAAUGCUUAUCUCCUACCCGCUCACUACCUUCCUCCACUCCCUUAUCCGCACCCAAAUCUCGGAGUCAAUCCACCCCCUCUACCUCAACGAGUUAUCCAGCUCAGGUCCACAUGUCAUCUCCUUCAAAAACCGCUGAUCUGUCUCCCUGUGUCCCUUUGCCCUGCUCCACCUCCAACCCCCGAGCCCAGCCCGGCUCCUCUACCUCCAACCCCCGAGCCCAGCCCGGCUCCUCUACCUCCAACCCCCGAGCCCAGCCCAGCUCCUCUACCUCCACCCCCCGAGCCCAGCCCUGCUCUACCUCCACAACCCGAGCCCAGCCCUGCUCCUCUACCUCCACCCCCCGAGCCCAGCCCGGCUCCUCUACCUCCACCCCCCAAGCCCAGCCCGGCUCCUCUAUCUCUUCUCUCCCUUCCCCCACUAUCCCACCCCUCACUUCUGUCUCCCCAUCCAAGUUCUCCUCCCCUCCACGGAAAAGGCCACGUGUCCCCUCAACCACCCGCUCCAGUGUGGUGCCCCUCGACACCCCUCCCACAGUGUCCCGACCCCAGGCCUACCACCACCCCUACCACCCUGAGCCUUGGGCCCCAGAGUCUCCCAUCCUGCUGCUGCUCUCACGCUUCUCUCACGCCACGGACCCCAGCGCUGCUCUGGUCAACUCAGGCAUCAUCUCUGGCCUACUGUUCUACCUCAGCCAGCAUCAGGACCCCAGCGGCAGGUGCUUCCGCAUGCUGUGCCGGCUGAGCUGCAACCCCAACUGUCUGCAGGCGCUGGUCAGGACUGGCUCAGUGGCUCUGAUCCGCCACCACCUGGUCCAGAGAGGGAGUGACCCUGAGAGUUGGGGAGCUGGAGAGAGGCAGACUGAUAGGGUCAAGGCCAAAGUGAAACAGCUUGGUCUUGCUCUGCUUAGUAAUCUACGCGUUCAGUGUGAGUCUGGAUUUGGUUCUGGAGUCCUGAGCCAUGUGAUGCUGUCAGGCUCAGAGUCAGACAAGCUGAACUGUGCCCUGUCUCUACCACUAAUAAAUGGUAACAAGGCUCUCUUGAAGAAACUUCUUCUCGACAACGGUGGUCUACUCUUGGCUCUGGAGCCCCUUGGAUGUAAUGAGGACGAGGAAGAGGAAGACCAUCACACCAGUGAAUGCCGACGACUCCUCUCAGAUUGUCUCAACUCACCGCAACAUGUCUCCGCCCCCCAGCUCCACUCUCUAUAUUUCUCCCUGCUGAUUGGAUGCCUCUCUAGUCUGAUGGGUUGCCCCAAAACAGUACUGGCUAAAAGAAGGUGCAGGGUACUCAGUCCUAUCAAACACCUGUCAGUCUCACAAACCGGUAAAGCUUCACCCCCUCCCUUAAAAAAGCCUCGUCUGGUCAAUAUCUGUCCUUACAAUGAUUCAACCUUUGACCUCCUCUUCCUGCUGGACGAUGGGAGCCAGGUGUCAGCCAAUAGGGAAACGGUGGCUGGGGCGGAGGAAACCGAGGUGGUGGGGUCAGAGUACUUCAGGGCCCUGUUGAGGGGGGGCUUUGGAGAAGCUCAAGGGAGAACUGGGGAGGCCAUCCCCAUCAGGGAUGUGAGCCAAGGCAUGCUGCUACCUGUACUGCACUAUCUGCAUGGCUGUCGCCUGAACAAGGACGGAGAGACUGCAGAGGAACAGGGGGAUGAGACGGAGAGAGAAGGCAGAGGAGAGUGUCAGAUUUUGGGAUCCUUGGCCUCUGAAGGACUGGGUGUCUGGAGAGACGGGGCAGAAGAACCCUCACCAGAGGCACAGGGCUUCCAGAAGACCCCCCUAGCUGAGACGAUGAUGGGGGCCUGUAGGUUUUUGGUGACAGAGUUGCAGAGGGAGGUGGAGGAUCUGUGUGUGUCUUUGCUGUCCUGCUCUGCCAAGAAUGCUGGUCGAAAUGCAGACGUUGGCAAAAAGCCUCCAUCUAACAUGGACCAAUAUGGGUCAGAGGGAGAGUCUGCUGACGAGAGCCUGGCAAACCGCACAUCUGGACUAGAGUUGAGUGGUUCUGAGGCCCAGACAGACUCCUUGGCCCCCACAGUCACAGCAGGCCUAGCUGAGUCACUACAUGGCUCUGGACUCCAACCCUGUCAGCAGACAGAGGGUAGACGGCACUCUGCCCCUGGACCAGGCCAGAAGGGCAAUAGUGCACCAAAGACAACCUCAGGACUGGAGACUUGUGUCAAUCCACUGAAAUCAAGUUCUGCCUCAAAGUGCUGCAAAAGACGUUUUAAACUGCGGAGUGUUUCAAACACACAGAAGGUUGCGGAUUCUGUACAGGACUCUAAAGUUGGUCCUGGGAGAUGGACCCUCCUACCACAGGUCUAUUGGUUUUCCCAGCGGUACAGCUAUCCUGAACUGGGCAGGGUCUGCCUGUCCCUACUGUUGGGCUCCCAGGGCUCCUCCCAGCCCCGCCCUUCUUCCCUGGCUGCAGACUGCCUGCGCAGACUGGCAAGAGAGGCAGACUGUAUAGAGACUCUGAAACGUGACCUAGUGAGUCUGGCCACCAUGGCACUGAGCUGAGAGGGGGAGGGCUAGGAGGAAAGAGGGGUGUUGGGUGGUGAUGGAGGUGAAGAGAGGAUCAAAUAGGAGAUUAUUAGGGAUGGUAUGAGAUCAUGUUUGUCUCCCCAAUGACACUGAAGUUAACGUUUGCCAUUGUGAAAAUGAUUUUAUUUUCAUAAGUCUUUACAACAUGAUUAGCCUUCCUUCCUUGUGAAUAUCUGUCUUCGUCUCACAACAAAUAACCUUUAUAUUCCAAUAUUGGUGUUUACAAAGUAAUUGAAGUUUGAAUUAUUUUCUUCAGAAUAGUACAUUUAUAUUUAAAGGAGUCAUGCUGCCAUUGAAAGGGAUGGGUUCUCAGACAAUGAAUCAUGAGGAUAAUCAUUUUUAUGUCAUGGUGAACUGUAAACUAAGUUGUAUUAUAAUUAAAACAUUAGCAUAAUGUAAUAUGCUAAAUACUUUUGUUGCAUGUAAUGUUAACUUUUUUUAUAUUUUCAGUUUGAUUUUGAAAUUUACACAGAGCUGUCCUGUAAAUGUCCUGUAUUGACUUGGAUGACUAAUAAUCAGGGUGGGACUGGGUGUUGUAUAUGCUGUAAAUAAAUAGAACUUUAAGAGGAGCUGCAAGGUGAAGAUAACAGACAUCAGCUUUCACUCAUGUGAAUCCACGCUCCUCAAUAAAUCUGUUUACAUGUC
Salvelinus fontinalis (brook trout) is the source of this 5176-nucleotide messenger RNA. Its product is annotated as armadillo repeat-containing protein 5-like. The transcript has 8 exons. NCBI's taxonomy places the organism in Eukaryota, Metazoa, Chordata, Actinopteri, Salmoniformes, Salmonidae. Gene Ontology annotation, cellular component: cytosol. Bases 404 to 4507 code for a protein of 1367 amino acids. Gene Ontology annotation, biological process: anatomical structure morphogenesis. Gene Ontology annotation, molecular function: protein binding. The record is from RefSeq and is a predicted model, not a curated record.